UUCCCCCUUCUUCUCGCGCUGGAGCUCAACGCCCUAUUCGUGCAGUUGCCAUUCACGACGAUGGCACCACGGUGAGGGAGGUUCGUUGCUUCGCUCUUCUCCUCCCACACAACUACUGUGCAAAAGAAUCGGUUGCGCGGGACGGGAACUAACGGGACCGAACAAACCGGACACUUAACGCGAUAUGCUGUCGAUGCUGCAGGAAGCCUCGGCGGGUAAAGGCCGCCGAGCGUCUGCGUGGAGGAGUGUCAAGUUCGAGGCUUUCAGCGCGAGCCUGAGUUGCAGCCGUCUUCGGCGAAUUCAAGCCCUCCUGAAAUACAGCAGCAAGCAAAAAUCUGACGGAAUUCUUUGCAUUCUGGGUAUUGAUAGCAGAUAUAAUGAAGGCUGUAGAGAACUGGCAAAUUAUCUGCUGUUUGAUCUGUAUAAUUUGACUAACAUUGAUUCUGAUGUUACUGAUUUGCCAGAAGAAGUGCUUGAUGAUGUAAUCCUACUGAUAAAGCCUGAGAGUGUUCAUCUAUAUUGCAACCCAAUAAAUUAUAACUAUCUUCUGCCUUAUGUGGUAUAUUGGAAAAAUCUACACCUUCAUUGUUUGACAGAAAAAGAAUAUGAAGAUGAAGAGAUGGCAGAAGAAUUUAAAAUUACCAGCUUUGUCAAUAUGGUACAAGACUGUAGCCGAAUUCAAGUUCCAUACAGUUUUCAGGGCCAUGUUCAGAAGUUUGACAUGUUCAUUGUUGAGAAGUGGCCCAUUGUACAAGCAUUUGCCCUGGAAGGAAUUGGAGGAGGGGAGUUUUUUACAAUGAAACAUGAGCUGUUUGAUGCUAGUGAGGAACUUUGGCAAGUGUAUAGCAGCUUGGAUCCAGUUUCUCUGGAAGUCUUGAUCACUGAGGAUUUGACGGCAUUUGAAAAACAGUGGAACAGCUUCUUUUCUAACUUUGAGAAUUCUUCCUCAAUACUGGAACUUUCAGAAGCACAAGCUGGAGAGCCACUUGCCUCCAGAUAUACCUCAUAUAACUGGAAGAGCAGACAAAUGGGCUGCAAACUUCUUCCUGGCUUUCAACGCCAAUGCUCUUUCAUGGAUCAAGUAGCAGGAGGCAUGAUGCCUUUUAGAACCUACUUCAGCCAUGGGCUGAUAACAAGUCAAGUUACAGAUAAAAGUUCCUUAUUCAGCACACAUCGGCAGCCUUUUGUUCUCUUUGGUUGUCACUCAACGAAAGAAAACUUGAAUUCGUACAGCUUUACGUUUCCAUCUGAAGGCCACCUUGUUAAAAACACAAACAACAGAGGAGGCACUGCCAGACAUAUGGUUGUGCAGUGUACAUCUCCCAGAGGACCUUUGGCAUGCUCAAGGACAUACUUCUUUGGAAACACUCAUGUACCUUACAUAGCCAAAGACAACAAUCAACGGAAAAAUGAUGAGCUAUUGGUGCUGCCACAGAUUUACUUUGCUAUAGUAGAAGCAGUGUUGGCUAGCAUUCAAUGCUACGUAGAAACUCCCAGCAUAAAAAUGGCCAAAGAAAUGGCUGAAGAUGUUUUUCUUUCAACAUUGGAUUGUUAUGGUCUUGGUCACUAUAAAGCUGUCCUAAGGUCAAAAUUGUCCUUUCAGAUUGAAGCUGUGAAUAGCCAGGCAAGAAUCAUCCCAUUGGAAAGCCAUUUAAGCAAGUUCCUCAUUAAAACUGCAUCAAUGACUGUUUAUGACAUUCCAGAUUUAACAGGAGCCAAAGGGACUGUAGGAUCAAUAGUUUUCUCUGAAUCAUUCAUAGAAUCUAAAAUAUUUGUGAAAGAAAAGGAUGGCCCUGUGUCUACAGACAGCAGCUACCUGAUUCUGUCAGCAACCGUGCCUCGAUACAUUUCUUGGAUGGUUGAAGAUGCUGAGGUGAAACUGUCAGAAGAAGCACAGCAGAUACUAAAGCUGGAAAAACAUUUAUUGGGUACCUUGCUCUUAGGAGGAGACUCUGCUUAUCUUUAUUCUGGCAGUCCAGUUGCUAGACCAGAAGAAGGUAAACUGUUCAUCUUUUCUGAAGGCAUCUUAUUUAUUCAUCCUCGCUCUGGAAGCAUGAUAAUUUCAAAGAAUCAUGCGGCUGCAUUAAAGUACUAUGAUGGGAAUUCUCCAGGUGUGGUUGCUAUCCUUAUCAUUGAAUACAAGAAAUCGUUGCUUCCCCAUCUGCCCAUUCAUUUACACACAGCCUCAAAUUGCCUAGUGUUUGCACUUAUGCCAGGCUCGAAACUUUAUAAAUCCUUUUACUCCCAGGUGAUGUCUACAUGGCAAAAGAUGGGAAAAUCUGGAAUUGCACUGAAUGUCUGUCAGAGGGACCAAUUAUCGGAGGAACAGAAAAAAUUACAUUGCAAUCUGGAAAAGGUUUAUGAAGUCCAAUCCAGAGCAAGAGAUGAAGGAUGGAGCCACUUAAAAAGAUUCAGUGCUGAUAUACCAGGACUUGAUGAGUUUUUACAGCAUUUUGCUGUAAGUAGUGUGAGCCAUGAGCCAGUCAGAAGAUUUGAUCUGCCUAUAUUGCUACAGCAGCCAACUUUGUCGUCUUCAGUAGGUGAAGAUCAGAAAAAGAUUGUGAUCACAAUCAUUACAGGACUGCCUGGCAGUUACAAAGAAGAACUUUGUACUUACAUUGUUAACCUGAGUCAAGAACAUGGAAGGUGGUCAGUUUACCGACAGAUGCCAGAUAAUUGUGAGCCAUUCAGUUACAAUCAGAUCCACCGUUUUCUUUCAAGUGUUCUAGAAGCACAGAGAAAUAGAACUAUUCGCCAGUCUGUGUACUCAAGAAAGAAAGUGAGAUUACUGAUUGUCACACCAGGAUACACGGAUGUGAUUGACGUUGUGCAAGCUAUCCAGAUGCAUCCAGACCCUGACGUUCAGUCUUCAUUUGUCAUUGGUGCUGUCACCACCUGCGUUGACCCACAGUGCUCAACUAUGGAACACAGGUUACUUUUCCCAAAGCUUUUGGAUCAGUGCUCUCAAGGAGUGGUUAGUAAUGUAGUUUUCACAAGCUUGACCUCCGAGCAAAGGCAUCCGCUCUUGGUGCAUCUGCAGAAGUUGAUUCGUGUAGCAAACCCCAGAGUUGCAUUCAUUCUAGCAGAAAAGGGAACAGUGACAAGGAAUGCUGAUAUUGAAAUGAUUCUGUCUGAAAACAGUUUCUCAGAAACCUUUAUGUUGAGAACACGUUAUUUGAUGUUUCCUGGCUGGUGGAAUGGCAAAUUCAGAUCAGGACCAGUUUUCCCACAAAUGACUCAGAUCUGCAUUCGGUUCAACCGUCCACUUGAUAAGGCCCGAUUUGUGACAAAGUGUAAAGCACUGAGGAACAUGUUGAAAUCAAGUCCUUUCUGUGGAAAUGUUUAUCAUGUUCAAGCACAGCUGAAAUUUUCAGAUUGUGAAAAAACAUUUGAAAUUUGUCACAACACCCAGACUAAUAUAUUCUCUGCACAACCUUUGGAAGACGGCCCUUCACCACCUCCUUUGCAAGGUGAUGGGAGGACUAAUGGGAAGACUCUUGAUUAUUUUGUUGUAUUCAUUGGCUGCAUGCUGAAAGAGGAGACGAUGAAAGACUGGCUGCGACAGUGCACAAGACAGAAACUACUGAAGAAGCCUUUCAGGACAUUAGAAACCCUCACCAAGCAAGAAAUUAAAAAUAUCCACAUGAAACGUCAUUUAGAGCUACCACCACCUGGUUGGUUUUAUAAUGGGAACCAGUUUGUAAACUUCUUUGGUGAGAAGAGAGACUAUCAUCCAUUGAUGGACACAUUCAUAGAAGAAUACCUGUCCGAAGUCAACAAAGACAUUGAGAAAUACAAUGCAGAAAUUGAAAAACAAGAGAGUCAAGAUCUCUUUGAACCAUAAAUAUUGGUAUAGUCUGAUGUGCAUUAUAUUCAACAGGACAACAGAUCACUGAUAAUGAACAAGUUGUUCAAAGCUGAAUUAGAUUGGUAAAAUACCAAGCUCUUUCCUUGUGCAUUGAUGUGUCUUAAAAUGUUACUAAAAAGUUUUAAGUAAGAAACCUGUAGGAAUUUACAAAUGUUUAUACCUCUAAUCAAAUGUUCAGAUGGAGUUUUCUGUUGUUCAUGAAACUGUUGAGGGCAAGCUGCAAAGGGAAUUAGAAUUGAUGAAAUUCCCAUUUCAGUUUUACACAAGGGGUCAAAUUUAACCCAACAAAAUACAAAACUCGACACUUUAUUAAGUUUCAAGCUGCUUGAAAUGAACAUAGUUUGACCCAUAAGCUAUUUGCAUUUUUUUCCAAUUUAUUUUUCUUUUGUGAUUCUGGAAUUAGAAUUGUGUCUGAUCUAUGCAGUCUUAUAGCUUGCUUAAAAAAAUAGGUGGCACAAUUACUCCACAUGAUUGGCCCAUGUAAUUUAGUACAAAAUCCUCCAUAAAUUCUUUAGUUCAUAAGAGAAUUAGCAAAGUUGUAAGUCAUAGUUUGGUAAUGGUGUCUGUAGAUCAUAAGCUUGACUAACAAUAAGGCAUGUUUUGCUUCAGCUAUUGUCUACAGUUUUAGCACCAUAUUCAUGAACCCUUGUGUCAUAUGGGAAAGAGUAUUGAAUUGGCAUGUUAAAAUUAAAGUCCUAUGUGAUUUUAUUUUGCACAUAACAGUGCAAAAUUGUCUGCAUUUUUCACUUUACUCCUAUCUCAUCUUGCCCAGCACUCAGGUGUUGUGGCCAAAAAUUAUUAGCUUAUGCUGGGAAAGUAAAUGAAAGGGGUUGGUGAAAUGGAUUAUCUUCAUGUAAUGGUAAUGUUGAUCAGAUUUUUUUUUUUAGCUAGGAACCAGUUACUCUGUUGAAUAAGGUUUAGAAUACAUUAAUAACAACUAAUAGCUGUAUUUCUAUUCACAGUUCAGAACUUCUAGCUUUUGGAAUCCCUGGAAGUGUAAUAACUUGUAAAAUCCUUUAAAAGAUAAUUUUCCCAUAUGUAACAUGUUAUUUGUGAAGCAUGAAAUAAUGGUGAAACAAAGCUAUUGCUAGAUUUCAUGAACUUUACAUAUAGAGAGAGAGAAAUUGGACAAGCAAAUAGAGAAACCAGGUACAGAUAAGCAGUUGGAUUGGUGAAAUAACAAAUAUUUCAAUGUUCUGUGAAAAUUACGUUUCUGACCUAUUCUCUGCAAGUAAUAUGAAUAAUAUUGUGGAUAGUGGCCAUUUCAGCUGCAAAUGAGGUAUUCAGGCUAAUUUGUUCAACUUCGUUCUAUAUUUACACAAUUCCUUUAAAAAUGUGAAAAAAGAAAAUCUUUUGGCUGCACUUUGUAUUAUGUAGCUUGCGUAAGUCAGCUACACUAAUCUAGUUAGCAUUUUGGUUCCCACAGUUUGGAGUUUACAAAGUCUAUUAUUUGUUCCUAAACAAGCCCUAAUCUGUUCUAGAUGAAGCUUGUAAAACUGCUAUGCAUCGUGUCAGAUAAUGCACUUAAGUACUGAUGGUACUCCACAGGUGAGUAACAUGACUACAUUAUGUAGCCUGCUUCUCUGUCUGCAACAGUGGUUUUAUUCAUUUACUUGACUCAGCUGUACUCAGUUAAGUGUUGAUUAGAACUAUACAAGUAGACAGAGCAUUACCUUUCUUUUUGUCCCAGAAUCAAACAGCUGACAUAUAUUACUGGAAAGUUUGAUAAAUAUACGGGACUUUUAAAGCUUUGCAGGUUCAGUAAAGUAAUUAUGGAUAGAUUUUGAAAUAAUACAAGAAAUAAUUGAUCUUUUAGCCAACACCGGAGUCCAAGAAUUAAGAUGUAAGUUGAUCCAUUUGGACCACAUAUUUCCCUUAUUCUAAAAUAUUUACUAUACAGGGAAUAAGUAUUACAUUUUAUUUAUCCUUUGUAUUGCUUAAAUAGAUGAUGAGUCUUCCUGAAUUCAAUAUGCAUCUGACUCUGGUUGGUCUUGGGCUCUUGAUUAUGCAUGUAAAUCAUCUAUAUGCAUGAUAGAGUGUAGAUUACAUAAAUCUUAAUUUAAAAAGUGAGCACAUUCAAGGGGAAUGGCUAUCAGUGUAGGAUAAUGCUGCCACUUGCUUUAAUAUUCUUGAUGAGGGUACCAAAAAAUGUGCGAAGACUUGGUUACAGAUCAUCAUUGGUUUUCCUUAAAUUAGGACACUUAAUAUAAGUAAAGUGCAGCUCCUUCAGUAUUUUGUUAAUUUAAAUGAAAUGCCAUCCAAGUAAUUUUUCCAUAAAAUUUAGAAUACAAUUGCUUUACAAAUUUCAAACAUUAAAUCACUUCAUAAGAAAUGUUCCCUCAUCUGUUAAGUUGGAACGCUGCACUGCAAUUCUCGAAGAGGCUGUGUUACUCUGCUGUGAUGUAGCUUUCCAUACUUCAACUUUUUAAAAAAGUUCACGUAACCAAGGUCAAUAAGAUUUUUGCAUAGAUGAUAGCAUGCCUAUUGCUAACAUACAGAGUCAAUAACUUAGGUACUCUGUAUUCUUCAUGUUUUGCUGCAUCAAUAUGAUGAAGAAUGCUUCCAGCUUCGUUUCUAAAUGUAUAUUGGUACAAUAAAGGUUAAUUAAUGUCAA
Messenger RNA from Hypanus sabinus (Atlantic stingray), 6482 nucleotides. RefSeq names its product dynein axonemal assembly factor 9 (gene dnaaf9). NCBI's taxonomy places the organism in Eukaryota, Metazoa, Chordata, Chondrichthyes, Myliobatiformes, Dasyatidae. Bases 185 to 3844 code for a protein of 1219 amino acids. The transcript has 38 exons. The record is from RefSeq and is a predicted model, not a curated record.